Aegilops tauschii subsp. strangulata is the source of this 859-nucleotide messenger RNA. NCBI's taxonomy places the organism in Eukaryota, Viridiplantae, Streptophyta, Magnoliopsida, Poales, Poaceae. The record is from RefSeq and is a predicted model, not a curated record.
UUAGUGGAUGUCGGACGUCGCAAAAAAAGUGUAUAAUGAUGUGGGAGUAAAUAAAUUCAAAACAUCUCUGAACAAUUUGACAAACGUACUAGUGGAGCCAAUCUAGAAUGGACAAAUCUGUUGCUUCAUCAAACUAAGUCUGACCCAAACUCAACUUUAUUUUUUGUAUUUUAUAUCAUUCCUACGCGACUUGUUCCAAUAAAUUUUCACGCAUGUUACUGUUGUCUAAAAAAUAAAAAUGCAUUCAAGAAUUUUAACCUUAGUGAAAUAUGGUGUUUUCUAAUUUUUAUCGGUGUUUAAUUAUUUUAAGGUUUCUCAAGUUUGGACGACUGAGCACCAUGAAGUUGGUCUUGGUGGCUAUUACCUCGUUGUUGCUUGCCAGUGAGGCGCAGCCCACAGUUCUGAAGCUGGAGCGCCGCAACGCACUGCCAGGAGGAGGAGUUGUUGAGCUCCCUGUGAACGGUACUGGAAAGUACAGUACAUGUUCCACGGGCCAUAUUUGACUCGCGUGAUGCUUGGGAACCCACCACAGAGCUUUGACGUUCUCAUCGACACGGGAAGUAGCCUACCGUGGAUUGGUUGUGACACAGCGCGACUUCCUACACGAGUUUUUUACCCUUCACCGUCAACAUCGGUACUCGGUUGCUCAGAUCAGCGGUGCCAGAGUCUGGAGAAUGCGAGGAAUGCACAGUGCAACACCUCCAAUAAUAGGUGCGCUUAUGAUCUCGGGUAUGGCAAUGGGGAUGGUGCCACAGCUUCGAGCGCCGUCGGCUAUUAUAUAUCUGAUUUAGUGCACCUGAACGGCCCUUCUACUCCUGCACGCAUUGUCUUCGGGAAUGUUCUUCAGAGUUCAGACUGA